Megalopta genalis is the source of this 2558-nucleotide messenger RNA. RefSeq names its product protein brambleberry. The record is from RefSeq and is a predicted model, not a curated record. Lineage: Eukaryota; Metazoa; Arthropoda; Insecta; Hymenoptera; Halictidae.
GCUGGGCGCCUGACCGUUACGGAUUUCUUGGAGGAGAAAAUACACACAUGUCAUCGGGUCUCACCUGUAGAGCGGUUAUUUUUGUCCGCCACACACUAAUAGUACAAGAUUUUCGAUGACAUGAAUGAAACAGUGGAUUUACUUGAAGAUAAAAAUGUUCUGACGCUCUUAGCUAGCAAAAGUGACUGUUAAGUUAAAGAAGAGAGUGUUCGUUGCAUUGAAUAAUAUCUUGUAAAAUUACUGGCACCACGAGUUUGUGAAUACAAAUAUUUACUACACCCCUUAGUAUCAGGGGUUUCUUUGUUCCUUCAGUUUAAGGUAAACGUUUUGGAGUGUUUUAAGGAAAAAUGAAGCAUUUACGCUUAUUAUUGUGCCUUUUAAUGGCAUUAAUUUGUCAGAGCGAAGCGAAUACAAUGUUUGGAUGGAUGUGGGGCAAGUCCAACGAAGAAAGCACUGUUCUGGUGGCCGAUGGAGUGCCAUUAGUUUCAAUUCCAUAUGAAUCCAUGACAGAAGAUGAGAAGUUCCUCCAAGAAGCAGCUAAAUUCACUGAAAUUCAAGUGUCAUCUCCCUUGGAGACUUGCCAACACAAAGUUGUCAUGAAGAUUAGAACUUCCUGCUCCGAAAUGAGCGAGGAGCAGCUUGCCAAAUUCAGUGUCAAUCUCUUGAACUGCCAGGCUGCUGUGGAAGGCAGGAAAAUGUUUCCUUGUACUGAGGAUAUGUCUCUGAAACAAUGUACAACAGACAUGGAUCCAGACAUGUGGAAUGCAUAUCACUUAAUGAGCAAUAGAGCAAGAGCAGUUUGUUACGCGGCUCGCGGUACUCAGUUUCGUGCUCUCACCGAAUUGACUGUUAAUAAACUGAUGCAAACCGCGCACACGCAAAUUAAGACGUUGAGUUCUUUGAAGGAAGGCCAAGAUCGUUUGGAGGAGCAAACGGUGGAAGCUUUGUCUUCCAUAACAGAAGGGAACAAGGCACUGUUAGAACAACAAAAGCAUUUGAAAGACGCACAAGUAACAGCUCAGCAACUAGUAACAUCAAAUUUGAGAGAACUAAGCAACGAAAAAGCGUUGAUCAGACUAGGUCACUCUCAGUUAGCAGCCAUGGCCGAGGACAUAAAGAAAAAAUUAGAACAGGCCAGUCUUAGCAUAAGCCAGCACGCUUUGGAGCACAGUGAGAACCAUAAGGAGAUACUUGUGGAUCUGGUGAACAUCCAAGAGCAAGCUCAAUUAAUCUGGGAUAAGAUAGAAUUCAGUACCAAUCGGAUAUUCGAGCAGCACGAAGAAGCAAUUGUCCAGUACGAAAACACUCUAGAAAAGCUGGCCCAGAUUAACGAUACAAUCCAUUUCCUGUGGAACAUAACAAACACCAUGAGAGCAGAAGUGGACGAGAAGCUCAAUUGGCUGACCAACUACAUCGGCGACACCGGCGAACAUAUGCAUAAAAUGUAUCGCACAGGUUUGCACGUGGUCUACUUACUCUGUGCCAUGGUGAUCGCUGCGUUUCUCCAUGCCCCAUUACUAACCAGGAUCACUAUAAUGGGCCUGGUGCCACUGAACUUGGCAUCGUACUUGAAGCACGGCAUGGACGCUUGCUUGGACUUCACAUCUAUGACCGUGCUGAUAUUCUUGAUCACAGCAAUGCACUUCCUGAUGACCGGGAUCCAACGACUCUGUGGGCCAAAGGCAAGCACAGUGCGAUCAGAUCCAGUACAAGUGAUCAAGCAAAAUGGCGCAGCGCAGGACUACGUGUCAUCUUCUUGCGCGAACCUGAAGUCCCCUAGGAUGCCAACCUCGUCGUUGCUCAGUAGACUGAAGAGAAGCAUCAACUACUUAUAUAAAGCCGUUCACAAUCAAACCAACCAUUGUAUUCAGAAAUGCAGUUCCCUGAUCCAGCAUGCAGCCUCCUGGAGCCGGCAGAGCUUUACGCAGCGCGAAGAGCUCUCCUGCUCCUACAUACCGUCUAAGAAGUCCCGGGAGGAUCUAAUCUACCAGCAUGAUCACCCUAGCAUGAUAUCGGACGACGGCACCGACUUCGAGCACUCGAAUGUGGCUAACGAGAAAGACGAUAGCGUUAGCGAGCUUGAUCACCUGGUGGACGCUAACGAGCUGAGGCGACGAUUGAUGAGAAUCGAAGGAUCUGUGGCAAGGUCCUCUUAUCAGAACCAGCACUCGCCUUCUAGAAGCAUAAGCCCAAUGCGCGCGCCCAGGAGUCUGUGCAACGGGUUGACCAGAAGCGGAAGGAAAUGUCGCCUGAUGGCUAGCAGCGGAAACUAUUUCUGCUCGAGGCACUCCACCGGUACCUCCAUAUUGGGAGACUGAGAAAUGAGCUGUUUGAGCCAUCCUGUAACGAAUUUUUCACGGCAAAUGUAAUUUGUGAUAAGGGACGAAAAGACAGUAAUUUUUUAAACUGCGACACCAAUUUGUAAAUAUUUUGUUAACAUUUUACCGUGUAACUGAUAUCGAACGGGUUAAAGGGAAACCCGGAUCAGGCGUAGUUGUAAUUUAUUUUUGUAAAACCUCGCGUUUUAAGAUCGAGUAAAGACAUCAGAAUCGAAUGUA